This is a messenger RNA of Musa acuminata subsp. malaccensis (wild Malaysian banana), 2594 nucleotides long. Its product is annotated as cellulose synthase-like protein E6. The record is from RefSeq and is a predicted model, not a curated record. Gene Ontology annotation, cellular component: trans-Golgi network; plasma membrane. Gene Ontology annotation, biological process: plant-type primary cell wall biogenesis; cellulose biosynthetic process. Gene Ontology annotation, molecular function: cellulose synthase (UDP-forming) activity. Lineage: Eukaryota; Viridiplantae; Streptophyta; Magnoliopsida; Zingiberales; Musaceae.
GAAUCAUAGCAGCAAAGAAAGAGAGUCAGCGUUCGUGAGAGAGAAAGAAAGGGGAGUGACUUGUCGUUGAUUUCAUGCCACUAGUCUCUUUGGAUAACCAAUCUAACUAGCACUAUAUCAUACACGCAAAGAAAGACACCUACAGAGAGAGAGAGAGAGAGAGAGAGAGAGAGAUAUGGCAGAGAGGAGACUCCUCUCUCUCUUUGGGACAGAGAGAGCAAAGGGAAGGACUGCCUACAAGCUGUUUGCCAGCUCCAUGCUUGUGAACAUUUGCCUGGUCUUGUUCUACAGAGCAACCAACAUCCCCGGAAGAGGGGAACAAGGGAGGUGGGCAUGGAUGGGGAUGCUUGCAGCAGAGCUCUGGUUCACUUUCUACUGGAUCAUCACUCAGUCCGUGCGUUGGAAUCCCAUUUAUCGCCACACCUUCAAGGAGAGACUCUCUCAGAUAGAUGCCUCCGAGCUGCCGGGGCUGGACAUCUUCGUGUGCACCGCCGACCCCGUGGCGGAGCCGCCUGCGCUGGUGAUCUCCACCGUGCUGUCGGUCAUGGCGUACGACUACCCGCCGGAGAAGCUGAGCGUGUACCUCUCCGAUGACGCCGGAUCGGAGCUGACGUUCUACGCUCUCUGGGAGGCAGCACAGUUCGCGAGGCAUUGGCUCCCCUUCUGCAGGCGGCACAAGGUCGAGCCACGGUCACCGGCAGCCUACUUCUCAUCCCGUUCCCACCCUUGCGAUACCUGCAACGACACUGAGCGGUCCUACAUGAAGAACCUAUACAAAGAAAUGGAAAGCCGCAUAGAUGCCGUUGUCAUGCUUGGGAAGGUACAUGAAGAUCUCAGAUCACGGAAAGGCUUUUCAGAAUGGAAAUCUGGGAUGACAUCCAGGAAUCAUCAGCCUAUUGUUCAGAUCUUGACAGAUAGCAGUGACAAAAGUUCGGUCGACGAUGAUGGCACUGUGUUACCAACAUUGGUGUACAUGGCACGCGAGAAGAGACCGCAGCACCAUCACAACUUCAAAGCUGGCGCCAUGAACGCUUUGAUAAGGGUGUCUUCAGUGAUAAGCAACAGCCCGGUCAUCCUCAACGUGGACUGCGACAUGUACUCCAACAACGUGGAGUCCAUCAGAGACGCACUGUGCUUCUUCCUGGAUGAAGAGAAGGGUCAUGACAUUGGCUUUGUGCAGUUCCCUCAGAACUUUGAGAACAGCACCAAGAAUGAUCUUUAUGGCAAUGCCUUUAAGGUGAUCAAUGCGGUGGAGCUUGCCGGCUUGGAUAGCUGGGGAGGACCUUUGUACAUCGGCACUGGAUGCUUCCACAGAAGAGAGGUCCUCUGUGGGAGAAAGUACAGCAAGGACUACAAGGAAGACUGGAAAAGAGAAACUAAGAGGAAGAAGGAAGAUACUGCCUUCAUCUUGGAAGAGCGAGCCAAGUCUCUUGCCACUUGCACCUAUGAGCACAACACUCCUUGGGGCAAUGAGAUGGGAUUGCAGUAUGGAUGUCCGGUAGAGGAUGUGAUCACAGGAUUAGCAAUUCAAUGCAGAGGUUGGAGAUCCGUCUACUUCAAUCCUCCAAGGAAAGGUUUCUUGGGUGUUGCUCCGUCGACACUGGCAGAGACACUGGUGCAGCACAAGAGAUGGAGUGAAGGGAACUUCCAAAUCUUCCUCUCCAAGUACUGCUCUUUCCUACAAGGCCAUGGGAAGCUAAAGCUAGGACUGCAGAUGGCCUACUGCAUCUAUGGCUUGUGGGCACCAAAUUCCAUCCCAACUCUCUACUACGUUACCAUCCCUUCCCUGUCCCUCCUCAAAGGCAUCUCCUUAUUCCCAAAGGUCUCCAGUCCAUGGAUCAUCCCCUUUGCCUACGUCGCCAUAGCCAAGAAUGCGUAUGGCUUGGUUGAAUCCCUGGCAUGUGGUGAUACCUUAAUUGGGUGGUGGAACAUACAAAGAAUGUGGCUGCUGAAGAGGAUCACCUCGUAUCUCUACGGCACGGUUGAUGCCAUCCUCAAGGUGAUGGGGUUCCCCAGGACAGGGUUCACGAUCACGGCGAAGAUGGCGGACGCGGACGCCUCCAAGAGGUACGAGCAGGAGAUCAUGGAGUUCGGCUCGACAUCGUCGUCGCCGAUGUUCGUCGUGAUCGCCACGACGGCGUUGCUCAACCUUCUCUGUUUGGUGGUUGGGUUGCAGAGGCUGGUCGCAGAUUGGGAUUUUGGAGACCAGUUCUUGAUCCAACUUCUUCUUUGUGGAGUGGUAGUGGCUCUGAAUCUUCCCAUCUAUGAGGCACUCUUCUUGAGGAAGGACAAGGGAAGGAUGGCUCCUGCUGUCACAUACAUCUCUCUUGGAUUCACUGCUUUGGCUUAUCUACUUCCUAUAGUGUAGUCUUCUAAGACCUUUACGCUACACGAUAGUAUCUAAACAUGUCAAAGACUCUCAAUGUCAUUACUGCAGUUUCAUGGGCCUCUCUUUCUGCUCAUAUCUCCUGGUGGUAAACGUCAGUACUGCGGUUCGUAGACUAGUCUGAAGCUUUGGAUUUAGAUUCUGUCAUUGUUGUUUUCUUCCUUAUAUUGAUAAUACCACAAUAUAAGAUCUCAGGAACUUUACUGGA